GCCUCCUUCUCCGUUUCUUCUUCUUCUUCCCCAUCAUUCCAACGAGAAAGAUCCAACCUUUUGCACUUUUCAAUUUCAGAAAAGCCAUUAUAAUACAAACUCCAACACACAAGAAUCUGCGUCUCUCUCUCUCUCUCUCUCUCUCUCUCUAGAUGAAGAACCAGAAGGAGCAAAACCCGUUUCCAUCUCCAUCAUCAUCAUCACAAGCUCUGACAAAGCUUCUCAAUGCACAGUACCACCAUUUCAUCAACCUCCUCUCUUGCUCACUCAUCUUCUGUUGCGGCGUCAUUGUCGGGAUUCUCCUCCAUUCCUCUCUCCAACACCUCUCUCUCUCUCCUCCUCUCUCCGGCCUCCAGCGCAUCUCUCAGCACCACAUGAUGACCUCUCCUCCUCCUCCGCCGCCUCCGCCGUCCAGUCGCGGCGGCGGAGGACUGGAACACUUUUUUCGGCCGCCGGAAGAUCUGAUGCACGAGAUGGAGGACGAAGAGCUUCUGUGGAGAGCUUCCAUGAUGGAUCCAAAGAUCAAGACUUACCCUUUCCAUCGAACCCCCAAAUUGGCAUUCAUGUUCUUGACGAAGGGCCCCUUGCCUCUGGCUCCUCUGUGGGAGAAGUUCUUCGAGGGGCAUAACGGUCUUUUCACCGUCUACGUGCACUCGGAUCCUUCCUACAAUUGGUCAAUGCCUCGAGGUUCUGUCUUCCAUGGCCGACGAAUCCCCAGUAAGAAAGUCGAAUGGGGAAACGUAAACAUGGUAGAGGCAGAGAGAAGGUUAUUAGCAAACGCGUUAUUAGACAUUUAUAACGAACGGUUCAUUCUCCUGUCCGAAUCAUGCGUCCCUCUCUUCAAUUUCUCCACCGUUUAUUCGUAUCUCACCUCUUCCUCCCUCUCCCACGUCGAGUCCUACGACCUCCCCGGCUCGGUCGGUCGCGGCCGCUACAACCGCCGCAUGGGCCCCACCCUCCCCCUCCACUGCCACGGCUCGUGCUACUCGGACGAGCAUUACCUGCCCACGCUGGUCAACGUCGGGAAGGGGUUGGGUCGGAGGAACUCGAACCGGACCCUCACGUGGGUCGACUGGUCCAAGGGCGGCCCCCACCCGAACCGGUUCGUGCGGCCGGAGGUGACGGAGGAGUUCUUGGCCAAGCUAAGGACGAGUGAGAAGGGGUGCGUGCAUAACGGUGGGAGGACCAGGGUUUGUUACCUCUUCGCUCGUAAGUUCUUGCCCACUGCUUUGGACCGGUUGAUUAGAUUUGCUCCUAAGGUUAUGCAUUUCGGAUGAUUCUUUUUUAUUUUUACAUUAGCUUUUAAAAUUCAUUUAUAUUCUUUUUUCGUGGUGAUUGGUGGUAUUUGUUCGCAAUUUUCUUGCAUUAAUGUAUUAUAUUAUAUGUAUGAUGUAAUUCUUGGAUCAAUAAUCGCCAUAUGAAAUUUCCGACA
Messenger RNA from Tarenaya hassleriana, 1432 nucleotides. RefSeq lists its product as uncharacterized. Gene Ontology annotation, cellular component: membrane. Bases 153 to 1277 code for a protein of 374 amino acids. Gene Ontology annotation, molecular function: glycosyltransferase activity. NCBI's taxonomy places the organism in Eukaryota, Viridiplantae, Streptophyta, Magnoliopsida, Brassicales, Cleomaceae. The transcript has 3 exons. The record is from RefSeq and is a predicted model, not a curated record.